Molecule: messenger RNA, 480 nt
Organism: Chenopodium quinoa (quinoa)
Lineage: Eukaryota; Viridiplantae; Streptophyta; Magnoliopsida; Caryophyllales; Amaranthaceae
Product: LOB domain-containing protein 24-like
Exons: 2
Coding region: 1-480 (159 amino acids)
Source: RefSeq, a predicted model, not a curated record
AUGGCUAGCAAUUCUCGUUGUGCAGCUUGCAAAUAUUUGAGGAAAAGAUGUCCAUCAGAUUGUAUUUUCUCACCUUAUUUCCCUUCAAAUGAUCCUAAAAGAUUUGAAAAUGUGCACAAAAUCUAUGGUGCCAGCAAUAUUGCCAGAAUGCUUCAGAGGAUUCCAGUGCACUUGAGAGAAGAUGCAGCAAAUUGUUUACACUAUGAAGCACAUUGUCGAGUUCAAGAUCCAGUUUACGGUUGUGUUAAACUCAUUUACCAACUACAACAAGAAUUAAAUGUGGCCCAAAAUCAACUGGUUAAGGCCCAAGCUGAAAUUGCAUUACUACUCAACGUUUAUGGGCCUCCAGAAGACUAUAUUUCUGGGCCACAAACUAGUGAAGAAGAUUUAUCAUAUAGCUUUGAGAACUGCUACACUCAGCCCAAUAUUCAUGGGCAUCUGCCAUUGGAUCCAUCUUCAAUGGGCUCUGGAUUAAUGUAG